Hyposmocoma kahamanoa is the source of this 2996-nucleotide messenger RNA. Its product is annotated as annulin-like. Gene Ontology annotation, molecular function: protein-glutamine gamma-glutamyltransferase activity. Lineage: Eukaryota; Metazoa; Arthropoda; Insecta; Lepidoptera; Cosmopterigidae. Bases 1 to 2256 code for a protein of 751 amino acids. Gene Ontology annotation, biological process: peptide cross-linking. The transcript is spliced from 12 exons. The record is from RefSeq and is a predicted model, not a curated record.
AUGGGGACAGUUAAGAGUAAAUUGACUGGCUGCUGUCAUUCUCCGUGUGAAUGUUGCAGGAGAAGUAAAUCAGACUCCAGCAACAUCAGGGAUUUACCACGGCCACUGCGUCUGAAUGUCUCAAAUGAUGUCAUCUACGGAAGUAGACAAGGUGUUUUGGCAGUUCAGGGAAUAGAUUUUUGCAUUGAUAAGAAUGGGGAAGACCAUCACACUAGCAACUACCAUUUGAUGAGAAGGAAAGCCAACGCAAGUCUCGUCGUUCGUCGAGGACAGUCCUUUAAAAUGGAUCUUCUAUUGAACAGACCUUACGAUCCAACCAGAGAUGCCGUGUCAUUCAUUUUCUACGUCGCAGAUGCAAAUAGGCGUGGGCCAUCUGAUGCCACGACUGCGGCUGUACCUUUGUUGGAGAAAGGUUCAGAAUCUGUUGGAGCAUGGAGCGCAGUUUACGAAAGUCAGAGGGAUACUCGUAUGACAGUAUCAGUCACUCCUUCCGCGAGCUGCAUCGUUGCCCCAUGGAAAGUAGAUGUCGACACAAGGCUUGGCACUGGAGGAUCACUUAGCUAUACACACCAGCUACCAAUCUACAUCAUAUUCAAUCCUUGGUGUCUGAACGAUACCGUAUACUUGCCGGGUUACAAUCAACGUGAAGAAUAUGUUGAAAAUGACGGCGGGCUUUUAUUCAGAGGUGUGUAUAAUCGGAUAAAACCAGUGCCGUGGAGUUAUGCCCAGUAUGAGAAAGAUGUCCUGGACUGUGCAUUUUAUGUCAUCACGGAGGUAGGAAAGAUGAGAGGUCGCAAUAGGAGUGACCCGGUUAAAACAGCUCGAACACUUUCGGCCGCAUGCAAUGUGCAGGACGAUAAUGGUAUGUUAGUUGGCAACUGGGGUAAAGAUGAAGACGACUAUAGUGGAGGCACCCAUCCAACAAAGUGGGUUGGUUCUAGUGCGAUAAUUCAGAGCUAUUACAGCAGAAAGAGACCUGUUAAAUACGCGCAGUGCUGGGUCUACGCUGGAGUUUUAACCACACUAUGCCGCACUCUUGGUAUCCCAUGUCGACCUGUUACUUGCUAUAACGCCGCGCAUGACAGUCAGGGCAGCAUGACCAUAGACGUCAUCGUGGACGAAAACGGUGAUAUCCUGAAUGAAUUUACCAGAGACUCCAUUUGGAACUAUCAUGUCUGGAACGAAGUGUGGAUGGAUCGUCCAGAUCUUGGUGCUGGGUACGGUGGCUGGCAGGUUAUUGAUGCGACACCUCAAGAGACAUCCGAAGACAUGUUUCGAUGUGGUCCUGCUUCUGUAAAAGCCGUUCAUGAAGGAGAAAUGGAGAGGCCUUAUGACUGUGCUUAUGUUAUAGCUGAAGUUAAUGCUGAUAAGGUUCUCUGGAAAUAUGAUGGCGAAAUUCAACCAUUGAAAUUGUUGGGACGCAACACUACUGUCAUCGGGCAGGCUAUAUCAACGAAAGCUAUUGGAAAAAUGGAUCGAGAGGAUAUAACAUCCACUUAUAAAUACCCGGAAAGUUCAAGGGAGGAGCGCAUCACUGUCGAGAAUGCGCUUCGCAAAUCGGACAGUAUAUUCGCUAGGUACUACUUGAACGAAGUUUUCAACGAUAUAAUCUUCGAAUUCGAGAUGAGAGACGACAUCACAAUCGGACAGGGCUUCAACGUGCGUUUGAACAUUAAGAACCGAUCUUUAUCUGAAGCUCACAGAGUCAAGGGCGUGCUUCGUGUAGACUCGGUUACAUAUACAGGGAAGGUGGGCGAAACUGUUAAGAAACAUGAAUUUGAUGUGAGCGUUGCAUCUGGAAGUAAUGGAGCAGUUGAUAUGUCUGUCCAGUUCGAAGAAUACUUUAAGAAAUUAGUUGAUCAGGCUUCAUUCAAUAUCGCAUGUUUGGCAACAAUAGUUGCAACGAAGUUUGAUUACUUCGCGCAAGAUGACUUCCGAGUGCGAAAUCCUGACAUUGAAGUCAGUCUAGGAGCCAAGCCAGUGAGCCGUCAACCAUUCACCGUGACCGCUCGCUUCGUUAAUCCGUUACCCGUUCCCUUAAGACGUGGCAGAUUCUACAUUCAAGGAACAGGACUCGAUGAACAGCUGAAGUUAACACUCGAUAAAAAUAUCGCUCCAGGAGAGCCAGUGGAAGCUGCGUUCCAACUAACGCCGGCAUGGGCCGGACGUCACAUGAUCUCAAUCAAGUUUGACUCCAAUGAGCUCCACGACGUUGACGGCUUCCUCUCAUAUAUGGUUUCGAUGCCGAAUUCAUAAGAUGUGAUAUUUUGAUCAUUUAUACAUAUUCGUACCUAUGGAUUAUGGGAUUACAAACAACUUGCAUUAAGACACGAAUGUUGGGUAAAAAACUGCGAUAUAAAAGUAUAUUUCAAAAUUAGAAGGUAUCAACAUUACAUAAAACCUCUCUCGUUUUAAUUUUGAUUUUAGUUCUUAUUGAUGAUAGCAAUAGGAUUAUAAUAUUAUUUAUUGUUCACUAGUCACAUGAUGUACCAACUACUCGAAAAUAGGCGCCUAGUUGCUGACACCGGCCCGUAUCGCCAUUGUAUAUCAUACCAUAAUGACCUGAUUAAAUAGCAUUUAAAAAUCUAAAUUAUUUCGAUAUUAUGUUUGAAGAGUAUAGUAGAGAUCUGAACAGUUUCUUCGUUUUGUUAUAAAAUAUUUAUAUUUAGGGGGUUUAUUUCAUUAAGUUUCUUAAAAUAGUGUAAUAAAUCAUGGCUAUUUAUUUAUAAGUAAUUUAUAUUCUUGGAACUGCGCGUUGUGUUAAAAAAAUGUAGUUAGGGAUGUAUAUCGUACAUUUUUAAGGAAAAAAAACGUCCAUUGAAGUAGACUUGCUCAUGUAUAAUUUAGAACUGAAGAAGUUAUACCUUUCUAAAUGUUACAUAAUCAAGUAUAGUUUAAGUCUAUGUGGGGAUAAAAAAUAUACUUAUUACAUUUUUACUUUGUACUUUAACUUAUCGCAAUAAUAUUUUAUAAAUACGUGUAUAGUACUCUGACCU